This is a messenger RNA of Penicillium argentinense, 1119 nucleotides long. RefSeq names its product ankyrin repeat domain-containing protein. Gene Ontology annotation, cellular component: cytoplasm; nucleus. NCBI's taxonomy places the organism in Eukaryota, Fungi, Ascomycota, Eurotiomycetes, Eurotiales, Aspergillaceae. The transcript has a single exon. Bases 1 to 1119 code for a protein of 372 amino acids. Gene Ontology annotation, molecular function: protein binding. The record is from RefSeq and is a predicted model, not a curated record.
AUGCAAAGUGCCGCACAGUAUCAGCAACAGCUUCAACGUCUACGUAUGAUCGAGGCACAGCAACGGGCCCUACAAGCGAUGGCCGCUAGGCAACGAGCAAAUGGAGAUCCAACCGAACCAAGCGGGGACAACAACAACAUACGAGAUAUGCAACUGCAACAAGAUAUCAGAACACCCGUGAACCAUCAAGGCAAUCAUACCGCCAACCCAGCACCUUCCAUCUCCGACCAAAAACAUCGCAUCAUCACCUUUCAAUCCGCCUGCCAGAUAGGAACCGCCGCAGCAGUCGAGUCCAUCCUCUCAUCAACAUCCCACUCCCCCAAAGCUCUAAACUUCGGCCUGGAAACUGCCCUCUCCGCAUCUAAUAUCGAAGUCGCCCAAUACCUACUUUCACUCGGCGCCCCCAUCACCCGGUCCACGGCCGAGAAGAUUCUCGCCGCCCCAGCACACCAUCAAAUCGACCUCUUCAAACUGCUCUCUUCCUACGGCUGGAACCCCCACCACCCAGGGACGAACGGGGCACCGCUCCUCCCGAAAGUCGUCACCAACACCGCACUGGUCCGCUGGUUCCUGGGCAAAGGCGCCAACCCGAAUUUCGGCAUGGAGCGACACGGCUCCGCCGCAAACGACAAACUAGGCUACGAUUCAUGCGCCGCACUGGAAUCCGCCUGCGCAAAAGGGGAUCUGGAAACCGUAUGCAUGCUCUUCGACGCUGGUGCGCACAUCCGCUUCGGGUAUCCGCUGCACUACGCGGCCGGCGCCUUGCCGAUAGAUCCCCGUGGUCCGCCUAGGGCAGAAGCGUACACGGACAGGAUACCAAUCAUGGAGAUAUUGCUUGCGCAAGGGGCUGACGUCAACCAGAAAGGGGAGACGGAGUUGGUAGCGCACCAUCCGAUCAUGUAUGCGGUUAUGGCUGGCGCCGUGGAGCGGGUGCAGUGGCUGCUGGAGCGUGGGGCGGAUCCCGAAGCCAGAGGGUCCUGGGGGAGCGCGGCGGAGCAUGCGUUUCUCAUGGGGAGUGAGGAGAUGAAGGCGGUUAUGGAGGCGGGCAUUCGGGCGAGGAGAUCUGGUGGUUCUGUGGGGGAGGCGUUGGCGAUCCGGUUGAAGCCCAGUGCUGGGUAG